Punica granatum (pomegranate) is the source of this 1751-nucleotide messenger RNA. The record is from RefSeq and is a predicted model, not a curated record. Lineage: Eukaryota; Viridiplantae; Streptophyta; Magnoliopsida; Myrtales; Lythraceae.
ACUGUUAUUUCACCAUUCUUCUCCCUCCAUUCCUAUUUCCCCUACAAAACCUGUCUCCCCCCCCUCUCCCAUUUCUCCUCCUCCUCCACCACUCGCUCUCACUGAACACGGUCGCACCCACUGCUCAGUGAAGAGCGACUUGGAACUUGAGAGUUAAUCCAAGGUUGGGGAGAGGGAGAGAUGGCAGAGCAGGCGCAGAGCGGGCGUGUCACGCGGGCGGCGAGGAAGAGGGCGGCUGCUGCCGCCGUCGCCGGCCCCGGGGACCAUACUCCAGUGACCAAGAAACGGGUUGUGCUCGGCGAGCUUACAAACCAGUCCAACAUCGUGCUGCAGCCGAAGGAGCCGAGCGAGCCGCGGAAGCCCGUGAACCCCCGGGCGAAGGGGAAGGUGAAGAAGGGAGUGAGGAAGUGCGCGGUUAGGAGUAAGGUGGAGCCGGCUCGACCGGAGAAGAAAGAGGAAGGGGACUGCGGCAUUGACGUUAGAGCUGAGGAUGACGACCCUCAGAUGUGCCGAGAGUAUGCGGCUGAUAUCUAUGAGUAUCUGCGGACAAUGGAGAUCAAUCCAAAGAGGAGGCCUUUGCCCGAUUACAUGGAGAAGGUUCAAAAGGAUGUGAGCGCGAACAUGAGAGGCAUCUUGGUCGAUUGGUUGGUCGAAGUUGCGGAGGAGUACAAGCUCCUCUCUGACACCCUCUACCUCUCCAUUUCAUACAUUGACCGGUUUCUUUCUAGUAACGCUCUCAGCAGACAGAAGCUUCAGCUUCUUGGAGUUGCCUCAAUGCUCGUUUCCUCUAGAAAGUAUGAAGAGAUUAGUCCGCCUCAUGUGGAGGAGUUCUGCUACAUUACGGACAACACUUAUACCACGGAUGAGGUGCUUAAAAUGGAGUCUGAUGUACUCAAUUCCCUUAAGUUCGAAAUGGGCAAUCCCACGGUGAAGACGUUCUUGAGGAGGUUCCACAGAAUCGCCCAAGAGGGCUAUCAAACAUCAGAUCUGAAACUGGAGUUUCUGGGCUACUACCUUGCUGAGCUCAGCUUGUUGGACUACAAUUGUGUCAAGUUCCUGCCUUCUCUGGUUGCUGCAUCGGCGAUAUUUCUCGGGAGAUUUAUUAUGAAUCCAAAGACUAAACCUUGGGGUUCAGCUCUGCAACAAUACUCGGGUUACAGCUCCAUGGAUCUGAAGGAAUGUGUUCUGAUAUUGCACGACUUGUACAUGAGAAGAAGAGGUGGCUCAAUGCAAGCAGUCAGGGAAAAGUACAAGCAGCAUAAGUUCAAGUGCGUUGCAACCAUGGCCUCUCCCCCGGAGAUUCCUGCUUCCUAUUUUGAAGAUGUUUCAGAACUAUUAUAGGGCAGAGGUUCGGGAUCGGAGUUUUUAUUUGUGACUACGUGAUGAGCUGAAGCAGAAUUGUCUGCAAAUGCAUGGAAAAUCCCCGAGAGGACUAAGAAAAAUUGUGCGUGGAUGGUGCAGUAAGAGUGCAGCUGCUCUGGCUUCGGUUACUCUGAUGAGGGGAGAUUUUGCCGCGACUAGCUCGGAUAGCUGCUGACCAUGACCUACAGUUUACGCUGCGAUUUAAAAGCAAUGUUGAUCUAUCUGUGAACAGAGAUUUGCUUUACUGCUCUGAAAGAAACUGCAAUUUGUUAUUUGUAGUUCAAAAAAUUCAUAACCGGGCUUGCCCUUGUAAAUAUUUCCGAUCUCAUUUUUGCCUUUUCACGAUAUACCUAAUCAACGUGGAACAUAACGUUCCGAUUUCCAAAUAA